This is a messenger RNA of Nelumbo nucifera (sacred lotus), 952 nucleotides long. Its product is annotated as gibberellin-regulated protein 6. NCBI's taxonomy places the organism in Eukaryota, Viridiplantae, Streptophyta, Magnoliopsida, Proteales, Nelumbonaceae. The record is from RefSeq and is a predicted model, not a curated record.
CGCCACCAGCCCAUCACCACCACCUCUUACCUCUAGGACUAGGCGUGGGGUCCGAAGCACAUCACUCCUAUUUAUACUCCAUUUCCUACGACCCUUGCAACCAAAUCCUCUUCUUCCUCAUCCUUCUUUUCUAGCGCUCUCUCUCGCUUGUCUUCUUUCCUUAGACAAGAAAGAGGAGGAGGGAAGGGGUUUCCUCUUUGUUUGCUCAUUUGUUGCUGCGUUUGUUUGUAAUUUGGUAGCAGAAUGGCCAUGGCUAAGUUUGUGGGUGUGAUGUUGUUGGUACUGCUUGCCAUCUCUGUUCUCCAUGGAACCGUGGUAUCAGCCAGAGAGGCAGAAUAUCACUUGGAUAGUAACCGAUCUGGACCAGGGAGUCUGAAAUCAUACCAAUGCCCAUCGCAAUGCACGAGGAGAUGCAGCAAGACACAGUACCACAAGCCAUGCAUGUUCUUCUGUCAGAAGUGCUGCAACAAAUGCCUGUGCGUGCCUCCGGGUUUUUACGGCAACAAGGGCGUAUGUCCCUGCUACAACAACUGGAAGACCAAGCGUGGAGGACCCAAAUGCCCUUGAUGACUCAAAUACAUUGACAUAUAUAGAUAAGAUCAUAAGAGAGAGAGAGGGGGGAGAAGACACGGUUACAACCACUACUUAGUAGAGAUUAAUAGGCAUUAGUACGUAAUCUACCAAAGUAAUUGCUAGUUAGUCUCUUCCUUCUUUACUUAUUAUACUAAAUACUAGUACGUACUGCUAGUAGUAGUGAGUGCAGACUGCAGAUGAUGAUUUGUUUUUUAUUUAUUUCUUAAUUCCUCAAUUACUGUAACUGUUAAUGUUAAGUCUCAAAUGUUGGAGUGGAGUGAAUCGCUCCUUUGGGUUUCGAAUUUCAAGGGUGUUGUAUUUCCCAAAUGAGAGUGGGGCCAAAGUAAAGAAAAGGCAAUGAUGGUUGUAUGGGUGACUA